Messenger RNA from Astyanax mexicanus (Mexican tetra), 1841 nucleotides. RefSeq names its product hepatocyte nuclear factor 3-beta. The record is from RefSeq and is a predicted model, not a curated record. The transcript has 2 exons. Gene Ontology annotation, molecular function: transcription factor binding; RNA polymerase II cis-regulatory region sequence-specific DNA binding; protein domain specific binding. The coding region runs from base 356 to 1579 and encodes 407 amino acids. Gene Ontology annotation, biological process: anatomical structure morphogenesis; regulation of transcription by RNA polymerase II; cell differentiation. NCBI's taxonomy places the organism in Eukaryota, Metazoa, Chordata, Actinopteri, Characiformes, Acestrorhamphidae.
GGUUACCUCUUGGUUUGGAGUGUGAGCUGUUACUGGGAAAAAGCUAAAACUUGGGAGGAACGGAGUUCCCCAGGACUGGGUUGGGAAAGCCUGUAGCAGCUCUCAGAGCUGUUAUCACCUCUUUAGCAGCAGCAGCAGAAGCAGCAGGAGCAGUAUUAGCCCACGUCACUCUGAGCCUGUUCCUCGUCAGCAGAGGCGCAGCACAGUUUGAACUCCCACAUGAGCUGCUGCUGCGCUCCGCUCAGUAAAGCACAGUCAGGACUGCAGCCUAUAGAUCCCCCACAGCCUGAGGGGGUCUUCACCGUCUGUCCUCACCCUCUGUCUUCAUCCACUGUCCCGCUGGGGUCUGAGAAACAUGCUGGGCGCUGUGAAAAUGGAAGGACACGAGACCGGACACCCAGACUGGAGCGCCUAUUACGCAGAGCCAGAGUGCUACACCACGGUUGGAACUAUGAGUGGUGGACUGGGGAUGACCUCAGUGGGCUCCUACAUGGGUGUCCAGGGUCUGAGCUGUGCUGCUAGCUCAAUGAACUCCAUGCCUUACAUGAACACUGGAAUGAGCCAUCCAGUUUCAGGCGGUUCCCCAGGCACCAUGAGCACCAGUUUGAACGCCAGCAUGAGCCCCAUGAGUGGAGGGUCACCAACUCCCAUGAACUCCCUGGCCUCAUACUCCAGCAUGAACGUGGUCAGUCCAGUGUAUGGCCAGGCCAACAGAGCAAGGGACCCCAAAGCUUACCGGAGAAGCUACACACAUGCUAAACCUCCAUACUCAUAUAUAUCUCUGAUCACCAUGGCCAUCCAGCAGUCUUCUUCAAAGAUGCUCACCCUGAACGAGAUCUAUCAGUGGAUCAUGGAUCUAUUUCCAUUUUAUAGACAGAACCAACAGCGCUGGCAGAACUCCAUUCGCCACUCACUGUCCUUUAACGACUGCUUUCUGAAAGUGCCCAGGUCACCAGACAAACCAGGCAAAGGUUCCUUCUGGACACUGCAUCCAGAUUCAGGCAACAUGUUUGAAAAUGGCUGCUACCUAAGGAGGCAGAAGCGAUUUAAGUGUGAAAAGCUAUUGGAAAAAGAGUCUAACAGGAAGGAAGGCGAAGGAGAAAACUCUAAAGGUUCCCCUCAACCCAGCUCACCCACCAAGGACCAGAAAAGGUCAGAGGCCAAAGCCAGGCCGGCUUUGAGCCCAGAACAACCAGAAUCACCUGUUCCUCUGUCACAGCAGCACCAUCAUCACCAACACCAUGUUCCUCACCCUCAGCAUCUUCAUCCUCACCCUCAGCAUCUGUCUCAGCACCACCCACUUCACCAUCAUGAUGCACCACUCAAGCCUGAGCAUCAUUACUCCUUCAACCACCCCUUCUCCAUCACCAACCUCAUGUCUUCGGAGCAGCAGCACCACAGAAUGGAGCUGAAAAGCUACGAGCAGGUCAUGCAGCACUCUGGCUACGGACCGCCACCGUCCAGUUCGCUCUCACUGGGCAGCAUGUCAACCAAAAGCAGCUUGGAGCUCCAUAAUCUUUCCUCUGAACCUUCUUACUACCAAGGUGUGUAUUCCAGGCCCAUCAUGAACUCCUCCUAGCUCUUCUCAUAGACUCUGCUGGACUUUAUGUUCUUGCUGCAGUGUGAUGUACAUUUUGUAAUACCUCCAGUUCCUGUGUUUUAGAUACUGACAUGCUCAGUGCUCUUCAGACUCUUUCCCAAUAUGUUGAAAAACUGGACUGAAGAAGUAGUUUUUUUAUUUUAUGUUUUGUUACAACUGUAAUUUAUGGCAUUUUAAUUGUGAAUAUGAAUGUAGUUGAGAAGUCAUUAUUAAAUUCAGCACUGAAGUGCUUUUUAAAGCA